Amaranthus tricolor (Joseph's coat) is the source of this 842-nucleotide messenger RNA. RefSeq names its product non-specific lipid transfer protein GPI-anchored 16-like. The transcript is spliced from 6 exons. The record is from RefSeq and is a predicted model, not a curated record. Bases 1 to 738 code for a protein of 245 amino acids. NCBI's taxonomy places the organism in Eukaryota, Viridiplantae, Streptophyta, Magnoliopsida, Caryophyllales, Amaranthaceae.
AUGGAGAAAAUUAAGAAAAACCCGCAAUGUUUUUCACAAUUAGUAUCAUUAACCAUCUUAACCAUUUAUCUCUUAGUAAUAAAUAAGGCUCAAGUAAAUGGUCAAGUAAUAAGUUCACCAUGCACAUCUUCAAUGGUAACCACCUUCACACCCUGCAUGAACUACAUUACCGGCAGCACAGCAAACGGGCGGUCGUCGCCGUCUAUGGAUUGCUGUGAUGCCUUGAAAUCAGUAAUGAGUAGCAGCAUGGACUGUGCUUGUGUCAUGUUAACUGGUGGUGUUCCUUUGCCUCAAAUUGUUAAUGCAACUCUUGCACUUGGACUUCCUAGGAUUUGUAGUAAAGUUGGUAUUCCACUUCAGUGCGAAGGUUCUGCAGUUCCUCUUCCGGCUCCAGGUCCCCUGCAGUUUGGAGUACCCCCCGCUCCUAGCUCGGCUUUUACUCCCCAAGCAUCUCAAACACUUGCCCCAGCUCCAGGUCCGGUCCAAGUUGUUACAACUCCCCCACCUAGCUCGGAAUUAAGUCCUCAAGCUUCCAAAUCAACGGUCUUCACACCGGAAUCUGAACCGGCAGCCCUAGAACAACCACCGGUUGUACCACCGUCCACAAUUGAAGCCGAAGCACCUUCGAGGAUUUCGAGGAUUCGACCGGUGACAAUACCAUCAUCAGCAUCAAAUGCAUCCAAAAUAUCCCUAACUACUAUUAGUAUUUGGGCAUUUUACAUGUUAGUCAAGCUGUAAAUGACCAGUUAAAAAUUGAACAUCAUGGUCAUAUGUUCUCUUGUUGUCUUGCACAACUUUUAAACAUCAAUUUCUUCUCUAGUAUUACCAUUUUCCAAUUUGGC